Miscanthus lutarioriparius is the source of this 561-nucleotide messenger RNA. The record is from the annotation of a GenBank genome assembly. Lineage: Eukaryota; Viridiplantae; Streptophyta; Magnoliopsida; Poales; Poaceae.
AUGGAGAACCAGUCAGCUCAGCCUCAGCAUGGUAUGGCCGAUCAAGGGUUUCGCCCGCUCACUACUACUCCACUGAGUUCUUCAGUUCACGCUGCACCAGUUAUGAUGCAGAUCCGGGCACCAAUUCAGAUGCCGGUUUUGCCAUCUAAUUCAGCAGACGAUGGGUACAUCUGGAAGAAUUUGGGUCUGCAGGAGAUUGCGGGUUCAGGCCGAUUGAUGAUCUGCUACGAAUGCUCGCAGGCAAACUGCACGGUCAAGAAAGCGGUGACACUAUCUGCAGAUAAUCAGAUUUUGGAGACAGUUUUCAGGGGUAGUCACAACCACCCCUGUCCAUCUGAAAUGUGCCCCAGAGAUGUUCCAACAGGACACAUACCAGACUCUCAACACUACUCCUAUGUGCCAUCUGAGAUGUACGUACCAGCAGGGACUUCAAUUCCUCAGACUGAGGAGGGAGGUGAACAAGAACAACUUGGCAGUUCUAGCGACAGCGACGAAGAGGAUGGUAGCGCACAAAGAGACCAUGGCCAUGUUGCCAGUGCCAGCGUAACAGAAAGGUUCUGA